Messenger RNA from Meloidogyne enterolobii, 253 nucleotides. NCBI's taxonomy places the organism in Eukaryota, Metazoa, Nematoda, Chromadorea, Rhabditida, Meloidogynidae. The record is from the annotation of a GenBank genome assembly.
AAUGCGUGGAGUAUUUUCUUUGUGUUUGUGUGUCUUUCUAAUCAGUCAAAUGUUGUUUGAGAAAGCUAUCGCUGCCACAUGUCCAGGUGGUUAUAACUCGGGAAAAGCAUGUAGAGGAAUUAAUGUUGACUUUCCGGAUGAGUGUAAAGAAUAUUGGGGCCCUGACAAAGUUAAUGGGAAAACUGCAAAAUACACACGUUGUCGACAUAUUAUUGUGAAUGGGUUAGGCUCCUCUUGGUGUUGUCCUCCUUAA